GUUCAACAUCAUCAUCGAAACACUUAAGCGACCACGCGAACAUUUUACCGGCGUUAACGCACAAACCGGACCGCCGAAAGGACCGCGCGCCACCGCCGGUUUUCCGCGCCUACGCCGCCGACAAUGUCUGCCGUCCAACAGUCGGCGAGCCACGCCAACGACGGUUCGAAAGUGCAACGCGGCGGCGACGACAAUCAACGGCGAAGACCGGUGUUCCAAUUCAGCGUCGAUUACAUUUUGAAUAAAGCCGGGAACGCCGCCGAAACCGAUGCCGCCGAACAGCAGCACCACUCGCACCGUUACGACUGGCUGUUGUGCACCAGAUUCAAACCGCCCAAGCUCGACAGAACGAAAAAGAAAGACGGACAGCAAAAGCAGAAACGUAGGCCAGGCCGCAAUCCAAGGAUACCUUUUACCACGGACCAAGUGGCCACUUUGGAACGCGAAUUUCGACAAAACGCUUACUUGGGAGGCGCCAACGACGUACAGAGGCUGUCCGAGCGAUUGCGACUAUCAGAAAGUAGAAUAAAGAUAUGGUUCCAAAACCGUCGUGCUCGGGAACGCCGGGAUCAUCACAAUGGACACACCACAACACCGGCCACGACAAACGAUAACGCCCAUUGUCAAUUCCUUCAAACGUCUACCACAUCUGCGUUUAGACCCUUGAGCCGUUUAACGUGAAACGACUUUUGUAAAAAAAAAUAAUAAUUGUUCAAAACUGUGAAUACCAAAAAAAAAACUUUUUUUCCAAUGUUAAGUGUUGAACU
Adelges cooleyi (spruce gall adelgid) is the source of this 767-nucleotide messenger RNA. RefSeq names its product homeobox protein ceh-5-like. NCBI's taxonomy places the organism in Eukaryota, Metazoa, Arthropoda, Insecta, Hemiptera, Adelgidae. Gene Ontology annotation, biological process: regulation of transcription by RNA polymerase II; embryonic morphogenesis. Gene Ontology annotation, cellular component: nucleus. The coding region runs from base 124 to 681 and encodes 185 amino acids. The record is from RefSeq and is a predicted model, not a curated record. Gene Ontology annotation, molecular function: DNA-binding transcription factor activity, RNA polymerase II-specific; RNA polymerase II transcription regulatory region sequence-specific DNA binding. The transcript is spliced from 4 exons.